Messenger RNA from Talpa occidentalis (Iberian mole), 3882 nucleotides. RefSeq names its product cyclin H (gene CCNH). The coding region runs from base 145 to 1122 and encodes 325 amino acids. The record is from RefSeq and is a predicted model, not a curated record. Gene Ontology annotation, cellular component: nucleus; transcription factor TFIIK complex. Gene Ontology annotation, molecular function: cyclin-dependent protein serine/threonine kinase regulator activity. NCBI's taxonomy places the organism in Eukaryota, Metazoa, Chordata, Mammalia, Eulipotyphla, Talpidae. The transcript has 9 exons. Gene Ontology annotation, biological process: DNA-templated transcription; regulation of transcription by RNA polymerase II; regulation of cyclin-dependent protein serine/threonine kinase activity.
UGACGUCAGCUCGCCCGCGCCGGCCGGCCUGUCGCCUUGGGCUUCCUGGGGAUCCCGGUGGCGGCUUGGUUGCUUUGCGCCGCGGUGUUGCGGCGUUAGGGUUCUUCCUCUCCGAACUCCCGGCGCCUGAUCUCGGGCUUCACGAUGUACCACAACAGUAGCCAGAAGCGGCACUGGACUUUCUCCAGUGAGGAGCAGCUGGCACGAAUGCGAGCCGACGCCAACCACAAAUUCAAAUGCAAAGCGGUAGCGAACGGGAAGGUUCUUUCAAAUGAUCCAGUAUUCCUUGAACCUCAUGAAGAAAUGACACUUUGCAAAUACUAUGAGAAAAGAUUAUUGGAAUUCUGUUCAGUGUUUAAGCCAGCAAUGCCAAGGUCUGUUGUGGGCACAGCCUGUAUGUAUUUCAAGCGUUUUUAUCUUAAUAACUCAGUAAUGGAAUAUCAUCCUCGGAUAAUAAUGCUCACGUGUGCAUUUUUGGCAUGCAAAGUAGAUGAAUUCAAUGUAUCUAGUCCACAAUUUGUUGGAAAUCUACGGGAGAGUCCUCAUGGACAGGAGAAGGCUCUGGAACAGAUUUUGGAAUAUGAACUACUUCUUAUACAGCAACUUAAUUUUCAUCUUAUUGUACACAACCCAUAUAGACCAUUUGAGGGCUUUCUCAUUGAUAUAAAGACUCGCUGUCCCAUGUUGGAGAAUCCAGAGAUUUUGAGGAAAACGGCUGAUGAUUUUCUCAAUAGAGUUUCAUUGACAGAUGCUUACCUUCUAUACACACCUUCUCAAAUUGCCCUGACUGCCAUUUUAUCUAGUGCAUCCAGAGCAGGAAUUAGUAUGGAAAGUUACUUAUCAGAAAGCCUGAUGCUGAAAGAGAACAGAACUUGCUUGUCUCAGUUGCUAGAUAUAAUGAAAAACAUGAGAAACUUGGUUAAAAAGUAUGAGCCUCCCAGAUCUGAAGAAGUUGCUGUUCUGAAACAGAAGUUGGAGAGAUGUCACUCUGCAGACCUUGCACUCAAUGUAAUUACGAAGAAGAGGAAAGGCUAUGAAGACGACGAUUAUGUCUCAAAGAAAUCGAAACAUGAGGAGGUAUGUGCUCCAAAGUCUCAAAAUUUACAGAAGCUGAUUACCUGAGAUGAUAUUAAACAUCCGUGGAUUCAGAAUGGCAGGACAGAUAAGUCGAAGAAAAACAAAACCACUGAGAAUGGGAGGAAAAAUUUUUUUUAAGAAAAACACAUAUCUUAUUAAAGUAAUAAACAGUUUUAAUAUUAAAACCAUGAACUUUGAACUAAUUUAAGGAAGACCAAAUAUAUAGCUUUAAGAUAAGCUAAGGUAACUUUAAGGAUGUAUGUAAUUCCUUCUUAAACAUAUUUAUUUUUCCCCAGCUUGGAAUUUUAAAUUUAUUUUGGGAAGAUUUAAGUUGUAUUGAUAGCAUUUACUUUCUUGGCUACUAUUUAUUUAUUCUAGGCAAGUAGUAAAUUUCAUACUUUGGGGAAGCAGUGUAUUUUGAAUCAGUAAGAAUUUCUGAAAUAGCAUAGGAGUGCCAAUAACCUUUUGUACAGAUACACGGUCCUAUAAGAUCCUAAAACGAUUGUUCUCUCACUUCUCUUUUGUCUUUUAAAUAGAACAGCCCAGGAAAGUCUGUUAUAAAUCCAGUUAGUUUGAACUUUUCAUAUAUCUAUAUAAAACCAGGAAUUUACUGUGUUUGAGAAAAAGGGAUUUCUUGAUAGAUCAAAAUGUAUACAAUAGAAUGCUGAAAAGCUUUUUGGCAAUAAACUCUUUCCGAAGUUUAAAAAAGUUCUCCAAUUACAAAAUAAUAUUAAUAAAAAUAAAAUUCUAUAAAAGCACAUGGUUUAAUAACAGUUGUCGUAUAUAGUUUUACCUAUUCUUCUUACUCUGGGAACAAUGCAGUAUGUAAAACUAUAAGCUUAUAUAACUACUCCUACUCUGUCUCUCAGUUGCUGGUAGAGAGUAUACGUUGUCAUGUAGACCAUUCUCUUUAAUUUCUUCUUAAGAGGAAUACACACAGAAAACUGACCACCUGCUUCUUGUAAAAAGAAGUAUUAUCCCCAAAACUGAUGAUAAAAUGUCUUCUAGAUAUUAAAAUAUUUGCGCUGUCUCUAUUCUUUUUGAUUGACUCAUCAGUCUUCCCAGAUUUAUUUUCCAAUAUACACCAAUUUUUCUAAUUUUGGAAUUCUUAUAAAAUAUGUAACUUCUCAGACAGCAUUUAUUACAAUUAUAUACAUCAUGUCUUAAAUUUUAUUUUUUAAUUUAUGAAGACUUGCAUAAUUUUUGAUAAAAACAUUUGAUACUUAAAUAUGUCUUAAAUAUGAAAUCUAAUCUGGCAACAUUAAACCAUAAAACGAUUUUAGUGUAUAAAUCUUCCUGUGAGACUUAAAAGAUGAUUUUAAAUUUAAGAAAGAGGUAGAUUCACAUAUAUUUAAAAGCAUACUAGAGACAGGAAUCAUCACUGAAGGCACAAAUGCCCCUUAAGACAGCCUAUAAUGUGAAAUAAACCACAAAGCAGAAUUUCUUGCUGUAUGCUUACCAAUUGCACUUGUCUGAAACUUACAGUUUACAGUUUAAAUUUUAUCACACACAUAACUUUGCUGAAACAUCAUAAGCUUUUCUUUUAUAUUCCUUUCAUUUGCUAUAAAGCCAAGAAAUACAGAAUCUAUGAUUCUUAAAUAUUAGGUCAUAUCGUUAACAAGAGAAUUUAUCUGUACAAAAUUUAGAUGGGGUAGUACUAACCCACAUUUUCAAAACUAAGUAUAUGAUACAGGUGUCUUUAGUGGGCAGCAAAUUUUUUUAGGUCUAUAACAUGACUAGAAGUAUAUAGUCCACAUAUAAUUAGACUGCCAUAUUCUCUGGUGCUUUUGUAAUAAACUGCCAGUUUCCUUCAAUGGAGUGGUGUAUGCUUAACAAAAGCCUGUAGGCAGUUUAACCUCUACACAACUGUUUCUUCAUUGGAAAAGUAAGUUAAAGUCAUGGUAAUACAGUCCCCUUGGAUAAGCUACAGAAUUCUAUGACUUGCCAACAUAAUUACUGUUAUACAACAAGCUCACUAAAACAGACAAAAUUAGAGGCCCUGACUGGAGAUCAGCCCAGAGUUAAAGAUUAUGUUACAAAUCAAUUAACAGCUAAACUAUUCAACAAUUACUGAUCUUCCCUUUUAGCACAGACCAAAUCAAUUUCUCUUUCCUCUCCUUCUCCUCUUUCUAUAUUUAUAAAUAUGUAUUUAUAUGUGUACAAAGAUUAUAUGAAGUUAUGUGUAGAUUUGAUUGGUUAUGUAACUUUUAACAACAUUAUAAAAGAUUUAAAAAACCCCAAACAGUUAAUUGACAUAAAUGAAAUAUAAAAGGUAGCUAAGUAUCUCAUGGUAACUUCCAUAAAACAUAGAAAGUUAAAAUUAGAAGCCAUCUGAACUCAGAACAUAUUCAGCAGGACUAUGACAUAAAAGGAAAAGGUUUUGAACUGUAUAUACUGUAUACUGUUAUUCUGCAAAUUUUCAGUCAUACAUUUGAUAUACAUGAGAUAUACAAUGAUGUAAUAAAAGAAUUGGUGAACCUUACCUAACUACUCUUGUUCUCAUGGUGGUGUUUGUUGGCCACUUGUGCUGAACAGAUUUCUGUAAACACCCAUAUAUAUACCUCAGUGUCCUGCCAAAGUAAGACAAUCAUCUCAAUACAGAAAAUAAAGUAUAAAAAAUUAUCUCAUUGCAUCCCAAAGCUUAAUUUACUAAAUACACCACAUUUUAAUGCAAUCGUCCUUUCUCCAAAAUAUUACUUAGCUAAAUAAAAGCAUACACACAUUUAGCAAAGGAUAAAGGAAAACUUUAAUUAGCAAUUCACUUAAUUAUUUACAUCUACUCUGGAAGAUAUCUUACCAUAUAUA